CAUUACAGGGAUAUAAAGCAGGAGGUUACUGGAAAGAAUCACAAACUAACUUUUGGAACUGAAAAAUCUCAGAAGAAAGCUGGAGACUGACACAGAUCAGGGUCACUCCUCAAUUGUGCACCCUUCUGAGGCACUGCUUUUGUGAGGUGGGAAUGAUGACAGGGGCAAAAAGGAAAAGAAGCACAGUCUGGAGGAAAAUCCAGGCUGUUCGCUUUGAAGAUAUCAAAGCCUGGUGUAUGAGAAGGCUGCCCAUCUUGAAAUGGGUGCCUGUCUACAACUGGAAAGAAAGUUUGGUUCCUGAUACAGUUUCUGGGAUGAUGCUAGCCAUUCAACAGGUGACUCAAGGGCUGGCCUUUGCUGCUCUGUCUUCAGUCCAUCCAGUUUUUGGUCUAUAUGGCUCUUUCUUCCCUGUCAUAGUUUAUGCCAUAUUUGGAAUGGGACGUCAUGUUGCAACAGGAACUUUUGCUUUAACUUCCUUAAUAUCUGCCAAUGCAGUUGAGCGUCUUGUUCCUUCAGUCACCACUAAUUUCACUGCAAACAAUAAUUCGGGAAUUUUGGGCUUAUCGGAGUUUGAAAUGCAAAGGAUUGGAGUUGCAGCAGCAGUUUCAUUUCUAGGAGGAAUCAUUCAGGUAGCAAUGUUUAUGCUGCAGUUGGGCAGAGCCACGUUCUUGUUAACAGAGCCAGUAAUAAGCGCGAUGACAACAGGAGCAGCUACACACGUUGUGACUUCACAAGUGAAGUAUCUGCUGGGAAUGAAAAUGCCAUAUAUAUCGGGACCACUGGGAUUUUUUCAUAUUUAUGCCUACGUAUUUGAGAAUAUCAGAUCAGUUCAGCUGGAGGCUUUACUUCUCUCCUUGCUGAGCAUUGUGGUGCUUGUUCUUGUUAAAGAACUGAAUGAGAAAUUUCAGAGAGACAUUAAAGUUGUUCUUCCCAUCGAUCUACUUCUGAUAAUUGCUACAUCCAUUGCUUGCUACUAUGCUGAUAUGGAAUACGUCUAUGGCCUAGAAGUUGUGGGACAUAUUCCUAAAGGGUUGCCAUCACCGAAAAUGCCACCCAUGAAUGUCCUGCCUGAAGUAGUCACUGAAGCUUUUGGAGUAGCACUGGUUGGUUAUGUGGCCUCACUAGCUCUUGCUCAAGGCUCUGCUAAAAAGUUUAAAUACACUGUGGAUGACAACCAGGAAUUUUUGGCUCAUGGCCUCAGCAACGUGAUUCCUUCAUUUUUCUUUUGCAUACCAAGUGCUGCAGCGAUGGGACGGACCGCACUUUUGUACAGUACAGGCGCCAAAACACAGAUGGCUUGCCUUAUCUCUUGUGUACUAAUUCUUGUGGUGAUCUAUGCAAUUGGACCUCUGCUGUACUGGCUUCCUAUGUGUGUCUUAGCAAGCAUUAUUGUUGUGGGCUUGAAGGGGAUGCUAAUGCAGUUCUGUGACUUAAAAAAAUAUUGGAACGUGGAUAAAAUAGACUGGAGCAUAUGGGUUAGUACCUACGUGUUUACAAUAUGCUUUGCUGCCAACGUGGGACUGUUGUAUGGCAUUGUCUGCACUAUAGUAAUUGUGAUUUUCCGCUUUCCCAGAGCAAAGACGCUGAAUUUGAAAAAUGUGAAAGAAGUGGAAUAUAAAUACAAAGCAGAAGAUAAUUGUGAAUCAUUGAAACAGGUGAAAAUAAUUUCAGUCAACAAUCCAUUAGUCUUUCUGAAUGCCAGGAAAUUUCAUGCUGACCUGAUAAAGAUAAUCCAGAAGGAUAGCAUGAGCAGCCAGUGUGAGCAGAACACGUUGCUCUGUCCAUUUUCCAAUGGAAGUUGUCAUGGUGAAUCUGUGCAGUCAUGUCACAGUGAGAGAUGUGUUUUAAUAUUAGACUGCAGUGGACUGAAUUUCUUUGACUACACUGGAGUCUCAGUGCUUCUUCAGAUUUACAUGGACUGUAAGAACAGACACAUCAAUGUGUUGCUAGCACACUGCAAAGCUUCCUUGAUAAAAGCAAUGCAGUACGGUGGAUAUCUUGAAUCUGAAAAUCCUGUCUUUUUUGAAUCUAUUUCUUCAGCAAUUGAUGCCAUUCAAAUUCACAGGAAUUACAGCAAGUACAGUGAACAGAGUGAAGUGUGAUGCCCACUCAUUGAGUAUGGCUAGUUUCAUCUGCUUAUAUUCAGAAUGAACUACAUCAUGGUUUCUCCUUAGGUUUUUUUCACCAGUGGAUCUCAUAGAUGAUCUUUUGUAUACCAUAUAUAUUUAGUACAUUCAGUAAUGAUUGAUCUGCCAUUCAGAAAGAAAGUCUUUCAGCUGCUAUCACUCAGAGAAUGUUCAUGCAAUUGUUCUAUAGUGGUUUUAUAUAAUAUUUUUAUAUCUAGAUAAAAAUUACAUUUAGAUAAAAAUUAUUAAGAAGUAGACAUGAGGUAUUGACUGUGUUUACCAGUGAGAUAUAUUCUUCUAGAUAUCUUUUAUCAUACCAUUAGUUGUAAUGUGCCUCUGUAGUUUUGUGUAUGAAAUAGAGACAUUUUGAAUUCUUAAAAGAGUAUGUUAUCAUUGAUAGAGUAUACGCAGGGAGCUAUAUACCAAUGCAUACUGUUUCUAAUGUCUUUACUUACCCUUCCUUCUGUUCAAGACAGCCAUUUGCCGUGACAGCAUCAUAUCAUAGCUAUCAUAUGCUUCCAUUUUUCAUUCUUGUCUUUGUAUACUUUUUAAUGCCUGCCCAGGUCCAUGGGAAAACUGUGUAUGCAGAGAAGGCAGUUGCAUGUUGAUUAAGUGCCCCUUAGAUUGUCCCCCUCCUCUAGUAGUUGUCAUGAGUUAUAAGUUGCUACAUUUUCAAAGCCACAGGUGUUCUUUAGCUCAGACUGAAGAGGAAAAACUUUUUCUUGUUUCCAGCAUAGAAUAGUCUUUAUUUCCAGUUUGAGCUGUGAUUUGUUUGGUAUUGAAAUCUUCAGCUAUGGCAGCUGAGAGAUGACAGUGGAGACACAUAAAGUGUGUGCCACAUUUCAGCCUUAAUCCUGAUUAGGGAUGUGCAGUACUGUGUGUGAACACACAAAGUGGAUGGAGGAAUUCACAGGUUGAGUAUUUGGUUUGUAUUUGUAGAUUGUCAGCAAUCAUACUAGAUUAUACUAUCACAUCAGUAUCAUGUUAAUGGCAACACAUCGAGGCCUUCCAGUACCUGAAGGGAGCCUACAAGAAACAUGCGGAGAGAGUAUUUACAAAAGCAUGUAAUGACAGAAGGGGGAAUGGCUUCAAAUCAAAAGAGAGUAAGUUUAGCUGAGAUAUUAGAAAAAAAUUCUUUACUGUGCAGGUGGAGAGACACUGGAACAGGUUGCCCAGAGAAGCUGUGGAUGUCCUAGGCCUGGAAGUGUUCAAGGCAAGGUUGGAUGGAGCUGUUAGCAAUUUGUUCUAGUGAAAGGUGUCCCUGCCCAUGGCAGGGUGUUGUAACUAGAUGAUCUGUAAGCUCCCUUCCAACCCAACCAUUCUAUGAUACUACGUACAACUUUUCUGCUCUUGCCUUUGUUGCCAUAUGUGAACACCAGCAAUAAAAUGCGAGCUGAACAAAAAGGAAUCAAAAAAUGAGAAAGGAUGAGGUAGUAGGAUUUUUUUCUCACUGACUUAAAAAAUCUGUUGAAGCUAACUGCCCUAAUGGCCAUCUUAGCACUACAGAGAGGAGGGAAGUACAAGAGUGCUUUGUGCAGCUGGAGUCUAGAGGAAAAAUCUAAUGCUGUGUUCUGUUUUCAGCAGCAGUUACACAUGUAUGCUUGUCUGGGCCAUCCUUGCUCUGUCUGCCCAAAGCUGCUGCCUGAAGGAGAUGAGGUGGCUCGUGGAGUGACUUUCAUCUCCCUGCAUAUAGUUGUGUUAAGACAUUGAUAAGCUUUUCUUCUAGUCUUGAUAAUUACACACUGCUAGAUGACAAUGGGAGAGAGCCAUGGGGUUUUUUGCCUUUUCAGUUAUGAGUAACUCUUGGAGUUAUUCCCCACUUUAUCUCACAGAUGACCAGAAACGUUCUGUACAUAUUCUUCUGAAACUGCUUUCAUAAUUACUAUGCAAAAGGUUGAUAAAUAACUGUGAGAAGCUCAUUAUACACAGAAGAAAUAAAUUCCGUAUAUUGUCCCAAGUGCAUUAAUUUCAGAUGCUGUAGUUGAUUGCAAAUGACUCUUUACAUCAUUGGACUCAGUAACAGGCUAUAACAUUUGAUUAAUAAUUUCCUCAAACAGUUUUAGUAAUUUAUUAACACUUUAGAAACUAUUUACAAUGUACUUUAAUUGUAGAAGCAUCAAUUUUAUGUCAUGGCUGAAUGGAGAUUUCUACUUAACUGCGAACUGAAUAAAUGAAUAAAUGGUA
This is a messenger RNA of Pipra filicauda (Wire-tailed manakin), 4310 nucleotides long. It is a transcript of the gene SLC26A7, whose product is annotated as solute carrier family 26 member 7. Gene Ontology annotation, molecular function: oxalate transmembrane transporter activity; chloride transmembrane transporter activity; sulfate transmembrane transporter activity. The transcript has 19 exons. The record is from RefSeq and is a predicted model, not a curated record. The coding region runs from base 153 to 2102 and encodes 649 amino acids. Gene Ontology annotation, cellular component: membrane. NCBI's taxonomy places the organism in Eukaryota, Metazoa, Chordata, Aves, Passeriformes, Pipridae. Gene Ontology annotation, biological process: transmembrane transport.